This is a messenger RNA of Trichobilharzia regenti, 639 nucleotides long. NCBI's taxonomy places the organism in Eukaryota, Metazoa, Platyhelminthes, Trematoda, Strigeidida, Schistosomatidae. The record is from the annotation of a GenBank genome assembly.
AUGGAUCCUCAAUUCGCUUCUAACAAGCGUAUCCGAAAGCACUCAUUCGUGCGAAAAGAGGUUUUCUUUUUGGGAGACAGCAGACAAGAGUCAAGUGUUGAGAAGAAAACCUCACUCCGGCCAGAUAGACGUGACAAGGUAGUGCCACAUAAGGGGCAUCCUGUCCAACAAGGCUCAGGAAGUUCUGGCGCCAAAGUGCAAACGGAUCCGCCUAUGGAUCCUCAAUUCGCUUCUAACAAGCGUAUCCGAAAGCACUCAUUCGUGCGAAAAGAGGUUCUCUUUUUGGGAGACAGCAGACAAGAGUCAAGUGUUGAGAAGAAAACCUCACUCCGGCCAGAUAGACGUGACAAGGUAGUGCCACAUAAGGGGCAUCCUGCCCAACAAGGUUCAGGAAGUUCUGGCGCCAAAGUGCAAACGGAUCCACCUAUGGAUCCUCAAUUCGCUUCUAACAAGCGUAUCCGAAAGCACUCAUUCGUGCGAAAAGAGGUUCUCUUUUUGGGAGACAGCAGACAAGGGUCAAGUGUUGAGAAGAAAACCUCACUCCGGCCAGAUAGACGUGACAAGGUAGUGCCACAUAAGGGGCAUCCUGUCCAACAAGGCUCAGGAAGUUCUGGCGCCAAAGUGCAAACGGAUCCGCCU